Messenger RNA from Hyaloscypha bicolor E, 977 nucleotides. RefSeq lists its product as uncharacterized. Lineage: Eukaryota; Fungi; Ascomycota; Leotiomycetes; Helotiales; Hyaloscyphaceae. The record is from RefSeq and is a predicted model, not a curated record. The transcript has a single exon. The coding region runs from base 337 to 825 and encodes 162 amino acids.
GUCAAAAUGCCUCACACGCCUCCUCAACAGCGCAACAUACCUCCUACUCAGCAGCUAGCCUACGCUCGUCAGCGAGCUUCCUCGGCCUUGCCAACGUUUCCAUACGUUCCUGGCUCCUACAUCCCCCAGCCCUUCCCCCGGAUCACGAACCGUACGCACCUCAUGCGAAUUUGAUCAAUUUCAACUCACUUUUCUCUAGAUUUUGGCCAGGUCCCUGCUCUUCCCCUUCCACUCCCGCCACCAACACCCGCACAGCAACCGUUUAUCGAACCGUACCGAAUCCAACUACCCCUGAACCCUCAACUUCCUUACAUCAUUGAUCCUUCAUCCCUCCAAAUGGCGGCCAACCACGAUCCGAAUCAAAUGUAUGACUCCAUUCAAGCUCUUGUAGAGGAGCGGGAUGAGUUGAAAAAAGCAAACAACAAACUGAGAGCCGAGAACGCUACCUUGAGGGCUGAGCGCAACACCCUGGAGCUCGAGAAUAAGGGCCUUAGUGAGAGCUGGGAGAGCACAAAACUCGACUACCGGGUCGCAAGAGACAAGCUUGACAAGAUGGAGCAUAUCUGUGGCCUUCAGAGCGCCAAGCAGGUCAUCCUCUGGAAGUUCAUUGAGAGAUUGCAGAAUGGCGAGACUGGCCCACCUAUUGGGGAAGAUGGCUUUUGGCGCUUGAGGACGGGCCCGAUGGCGCCGGUUUCUGAGGCCUCCGAGCCGUCGUCUGAUCAAUCCUAUGCGAGCACUGUGGGCAGUAAGGACAGCUCAGAGACCAAGCUGGAUCCACAUGCUGUAGGUUCGGUCUGCGGCGAAAGUAAUUCUACUGACUUGUGAUUAGCAAGCUUUCGUCCCCCAAAGUCCUGCCCAGCCAUCGGGGCCAAACGGUCAGAUAUCGAGUACUCCCACAAAGCCAGUUGCAAGCGCUGAGCCCGAAAAAGUCGACGAAGAAGCCACACCCACCAACGAAGCCGACGUAUUCAUUGAAC